Argentina anserina (silverweed cinquefoil) is the source of this 2243-nucleotide messenger RNA. RefSeq names its product heavy metal-associated isoprenylated plant protein 33. Gene Ontology annotation, molecular function: metal ion binding. Bases 337 to 1944 code for a protein of 535 amino acids. The record is from RefSeq and is a predicted model, not a curated record. NCBI's taxonomy places the organism in Eukaryota, Viridiplantae, Streptophyta, Magnoliopsida, Rosales, Rosaceae. The transcript is spliced from 4 exons.
UCUCUCUCUCUCACACUGCUUUUAGGCUAAUGCUUUGCUACUACUCACAUCUACACUCUCUCUCUCUCUCGUACCCUGAAAUAGAGGAAGCAGAGAUACCCAUAGAAGCUUUAAUGUCCACCCACCGCUUCUGAUCCUCUCUUCUUCUCUCCCUGUCUUCAAAGACUGAACCUUUGCUAUUGGGUCUAAAUUUUUCUCUGCUCAGAGACACAGACCCAUUUCGCAUUUCUUUCCACCUCUGUGUUUUUGCUUAGAUAAGUCCCAAAAGGAAAGAAACAUAAACACCUCCAACUACCCCUUUCUUCUUGUGUUUGUUGCAUUUGAGUUUAAGUAGCCAUGAGUAAAGAGGAGUUCUUGAAGAUCCAGAAAUGUGUUCUCAAAGUUAACAUUCACUGUGAUGGAUGCAAGCACAAGGUGAAGAAAAUCUUGCAGAGAAUUGAUGGGGUUUUCACAACCGAGGUAGAUUCCGAACAGGGGAAAGUGACCGUUUCCGGCAAUGUUGACCCCUCUGUUUUGAUAAAGAAGCUCGCAAAAUCCGGGAAACAUGCAGAGGUCUGGGGCGCUCCGAAGGCAAACAACAAUCAGAACCAGAACAACCUCGUCAAUCAGUUCAAGAACAUGCAACUUGACAGUGGCAAAGGUGGGAACAACAGCAAAGGCCAGAACAACCAGAAGGGCGGCGGUGGAGGUGGAGGUGGAGGUGGAGGUAACAACAAUCAACCCAAGGGUGGUGGUGGGCAACAACAAGGACCGAGCCCACAGCAACAGCAGCAAAUGCAGCAGCAACUCCAGCAGCUGCAGCAGCUUCAGCAAAUGAAAGGGUUCCAAGAUCUGAAGCUGCCCCAGUUGAAAGGGAUGCAAAUGCCUGCCGGGUUUAAAGGGCCGAACCCACCGCCUAGCCAGAACCAGAAGGCCGUCAAAUUCGCCGACUUGGAUGAUGACGACAUGACUGAUGAUGAGUAUGAUGACCUUCACGACGAUGAUGAUUACGACGACGAUGAAUUUGAUGACGAGCUGGAUGAUCCUCGCCUGCCUGUUAUUAACAAGAUGAAGCCGGCGAUGGGCGGCGGCGGCGGUCAGGGGCUGCCUCCUAUGAUGAUGAAUGGGAUGGGUCACCCUCAGAUGAUGAAUGCCGCCCAGAAAGCUGGUGGUGGACAACAGAAUGGUGGCGGUGGCGGUGGGAAGAAAGGCGGUGGCGGAGGAGGGGGUGCUCCAGCUCCGGCUCAGGGAGGUGGAAAGAAAGGCGGUGGCGGUGGUGGAGAUCAUGGUCAAAGUCAGGCUGGAAAGAAUGGAGGGAAGAGUGGUGGUGGGUUUCCACCAAUCGGUGGUGGUGGCGGUGGGGCACAAGGCAAGAAUGGUCAGGGAGGCCAAGGUGGGGGCGGUGGUGCUAAUGGGGGCAAUAAUGGAAAUGGAGCUAAAAAGGGUGGAGGUGGUGGUGGUGGUGGUGGUGGUGGUGGUGGUGGGAUUAGUGAGGCUCAACUGCAUGCUAUGAUGAGCCACCAGAACAUGGGUGGGAGACCUCAAGGCAUGCCUAGUGUGGGGCAGCAGAUGCCCGGGAUGAGCCAGAUGAACAUGGCAAUGGGUCCAAUGGGAACCAUGCCAAUGGGUCAGAUGGGUCAAAUGCCGGCAGUUCAAGGCCUACCGGCCGCCGCCAUGAGUGGCGGUGGGGGCGGUGGCCCCAGCGGCUAUUUCCAAGGAGCCGGGCCUGAUGCCAUGCCUGGAAAUCCAUUCCAGCAACAACAGUACAUGGCAGCAAUGAUGAACCAGCAAAGAGCAAUGGCCGCCGGUGGUGACAGGAAUUUUCAGCCUAUGAUGUACAAUAGGCCUCCUCCAGCAGUCAACUACAUGCCGCCGCACCCUUACCAAUACCCUCCUCCAAAUGGUGGCGACAAUUACACCCAUUUCUUCAGUGAUGAGAACACUUCAAGCUGCAAUGUGAUGUGAAUAAUCGACGGGAAAUUGGUGCUUGAUCUGCUGAGAAUUGGGCUAGCUAGCUGCUGAGUUUCUCUGCUGCUUCUGUUCAUGGUUCCAAGGACUAGAAUUCUGAUGAUGCCAUAUUAUACAUGGAAAUGUUUUUUUUCCUUUAAUUAUAAUUUUCAUCUAUCUUACCUUCUAUCCUAUGUUAUAUUAGGAUUAAUUAUCAAUAGGGGAGUAUCUAUAGAUAAUAUAAUUAAAGCUUCUAGGGGAGAAUGAUGGAGAUGUAAGUGGGGAUGAAACAGUGUUUGAGAGCAUUCUCUUCUUUA